This is a messenger RNA of Gossypium arboreum, 2197 nucleotides long. RefSeq names its product lipase-like PAD4. Gene Ontology annotation, biological process: lipid metabolic process. The record is from RefSeq and is a predicted model, not a curated record. Lineage: Eukaryota; Viridiplantae; Streptophyta; Magnoliopsida; Malvales; Malvaceae. The coding region runs from base 127 to 2001 and encodes 624 amino acids. The transcript has 4 exons.
AAAUUUGAAAUUAGACCUUGUUCUUUUCUCACUAAUAAAGGAGUCUGUCACCAGCAUCACGCUACCACUAAGCAGCAAGAAAACAACCAAAAAGAAAUCGAAGAAAGAGCAACAACUUUCCAUAGUAUGGAAACCGAAGCUUCAUGCGGCCAAAACAAUUUCGAAAUGAGCGAGACGCUGGCGACAUUUCUUGCGUCGACGCCAUUGUUGGAGGAAGCAUGGAGGGUGUGCAAUAUAGCAAACAUAAGCUUCCCAGGGGCUUACCUGGUGGAACGGAUUGGAAGCGUGGCUUAUAUUGCGUUUUCCGGCCGGCAAAUGACUUCUGGGUCUGACCAGAAAUGUAGAAAUCUGGUGGCUUUGAGUAAGGAAGACGGUGGCGUUUUUGCUCCGCUUUAUCGACAUAGCGAAGCAGAGGAGCCCAUGGUGCAUCAUGGGAUGUUAAAGCUUUUCUUCUCAAUGUUCCCAAGCUUGCAAAUCCAGAUCGCGGAUUUAAUGGGAAAAGUGAAGUCAAUAGUGAUAUCAGGUCACUGCAUAGGAGGAACGACAGCCUCUCUUUCUGCUCUGUUUCUCCUCUGUCAUCUGCUCUCUUUGUCAGUAUAUCCUCCAAUGUCCGUCCUAUGCAUCACAUUCGGUUCUCCAUUGCUCGGCAAUGAAGCCCUCCAUCGGUCGAUUCGACGCCAAAGAUGGGGUGAAAACUUUUGCCAUGUUGUUUCCAAGCAUGAUAUCAUGCCAAGGCUACUUUUAGCUGAGAUUGUAAACCUCAUUCCUCAUAUACAAGCCCUGCUGCAGUUCUGGCACUGCUGCAUGGCUUCUCCUCACCUCCCUGUUGCAGGCCUUUCUUCUCAAGUACCCAGUGAUCUAAAACGUAUACUUUUUAUUAGUGUUUUAAAGGACUUGGAAUUGUUAACCCAAGCUGACGAUCCAUCAGAGAGCCUGUUUUGGCCUUUCGGGAGCUAUGUUUUCUGCUGCCAAGAGGGUGCCAUUUGUGUAGAGAAUGUUGCAUCAGUUAUGAAGAUGUUGCAUUUGAUGAUGGCCACUGGCUCACCGAACCAAAGCAUUGAGGAUCAUCUCAAGUAUGGAGAUUAUGUUGCCAAAGUUUCUAGACAGUUUUUGCAGGCUAGAAACUUUGAAGAGGGGAUACCUGAUUCUAGCUAUGAAGCUGGUGUCGCCUUGGCAUUGCAAUCAUCAGACCUAACCGACAAGGAACCAGUUGUGGUUAUGGCAAAGGAGUGCCUGCAAAUGGCUCAACACAGUGAUAAGCCAAACCUGAAUGCUGCAAACCUGGCAAUAAAAUUGUCCAAGAUAGUGCCAUAUCGAGCUGAAAUAGAGUGGUAUAAAGCAUGCUGUGAUGAGGCCGAUGAUCAAAUGGGUUACUAUGACUCAUUCAAGCUUACGGGGGCCUCAAGAAGAGAGGGUAGAGUCAACAUUAACCGCCAUAGACUUGCUCAGUUCUGGAACAGCGUUAUCCACAUGCUUGAAAACAACAAGCUACCUCAUGACUUUGACAGAAGGGGAAAAUGGGUGAAUGCUUCUCACUUCUAUAAGCUCCUUGUCGAACCAUUGGACAUCGCGGAUUAUUACCGAACUGGUAUGCACCGCGAGCGUGGGCACUACAUUGAGCACGGAAGGGAAAGGAGGUAUGAAGUUUUCGACAAGUGGUGGAGGGAGAGAAGUGUUCCAGAGGAAGAAAACAAGAGGAGCAAAUUUGCCAGCUUGACACAAGAUUCAUGCUUCUGGGCCAGGGUAGAAGAAGCAAAAGAAUGGCUAGAUAAUGUGAGAAGUGAGAGGGAUGCAACGAAACGACAGCAGUUGUGGCACAAGAUCGACAACUUUGAAGCAUAUGCGAGACAGUUGAUCAACAAUAAAGAGGUGUCCAAAGACGUGUUGGCGAAAAACUCGAGCUUUAGUCGAUGGAUGGAAGAAUGGAAAGAAAUGAAAUCGCAGGUUCAGCAAAUCACUCCUUUGUUUCCAGGUUUUGUGGAUGGGAAGGUGGUUCCUUAGUCUGCUUUCUUAGUUCUUAUUUAUAUAGCAACAAAGAUCAUCAUUAAUAUGCUGUUAUUCCUAGGUUUAAUUUGUAAUAUAUAUAUAUAUAUAUAUGUAGGAUGACGGUUUGAUGUGUAGCUUUGGUUAAUGAUUUUGGGUUCAUGAAUCUGAUUUUCAUUUUCAAUUCAAUAUAAGAUGUUGAUUAUGAAGAUAA